Gopherus evgoodei (Goodes thornscrub tortoise) is the source of this 4127-nucleotide messenger RNA. RefSeq names its product zinc finger protein 771-like. The record is from RefSeq and is a predicted model, not a curated record. NCBI's taxonomy places the organism in Eukaryota, Metazoa, Chordata, Testudines, Testudinidae. The coding region runs from base 155 to 1519 and encodes 454 amino acids. Gene Ontology annotation, molecular function: DNA-binding transcription factor activity, RNA polymerase II-specific; RNA polymerase II transcription regulatory region sequence-specific DNA binding. Gene Ontology annotation, biological process: regulation of transcription by RNA polymerase II. Gene Ontology annotation, cellular component: nucleus. The transcript is spliced from 6 exons.
UCGCCCCAUAACGUUGUCUCUGCGCCCCAGUCCCGUCCCCGCCGGGACCGCAGCGCGGGGCAAGCUGGAGCUGGGGGCGCACCCUAGGGCGGGGAGCCGAGCUGGGGAGUCCGCUCCCGCCCCCGCACUGCACUUGGCCCCCUCUCCAGACCCGAUGGACGAGGAGGAAGACGAGAUGGAGGAGCAGGAGGGGAGCUCUCAAUCUGAGGGACCCAGACUGGUGAUCUCCAUGGAUGGGGAUUCAUCACAGUCCCCUUCUCCGCCAAAGUGGAACUCUCCCGUUCCUCUGGACGGGCAGCCCGAGCUGCAGCAGGAGGAAGAGGAACCAGAGGAGGAGGAGGAAGACCAGGAGUUCCAGGUGCAGACGUUGAGGAUCCCAGCAGAUGGGGACUCACUGGACUCUGCCGCUUUUCCAGAGGAUCUGUCGGAGGAGGAGGAGGGAGAUGAGGAGGAAGAGGAGCUGGUAAUCAGAAGGGUGAAGGCAGAGGAGGAAGAGGACCAAGAGUUUGAGCUGGAAUCAGUGGCGCGCCGAGGCUCGCUGCCUGCGGAGGAGCCAGUGGUGGAUUCGGAAGUGCGGGUGGAGCCCAAACUCGAGGGGCAGAAGCUGAGGAUCCCAGUGGAGGGGAAUUCACCCGUCCUGCAACUGACGGCAUCCCCGGGAGGUGGGGGCAGGGCGAGCGCACCAAUGCCGGAGCGCUCCAACACUUGCAUGGAGUGCGGCAAGAGCUUCAGCCGUCGCUCCAAUCUGGUGAAGCACCAGAUCAUCCACACCGGUGAGAAGCCCUUCUCGUGUGGGGAGUGUGGACGCAGCUUCACCCAGAGCUCGGCCCUUACCAAGCACCAGCGCACCCACACCGGGGAACGCCCCUAUGUCUGCGGGGAGUGCGGCAAGGCCUUCACCGCCAGCUCCAACCUGCUGCAGCACCAGCGUUUCCACACUGGGGAGCGCCCCUAUGUCUGCGGCGAGUGCGGCAAGGCUUUCAGCCAGAGCUCCAAUUACAAUCUGCACCGGCGCACGCACACCGGCGUCACCCCCUACCAGUGCGGCGUCUGUGGCAAGCGCUUUACCGGCAGCUCCUGCCUGGCUCGCCACCGGCGCACCCACACUGGCGAAAAGCCCUACCAGUGCUCCGAGUGCGGCAAGCGCUUUUCUGGCAGCUCCACCCUGGUCAACCACCGGCGCACCCACACCGGCGAAAAGCCCUACGGCUGUGCGGAGUGUGGCAAGGCCUUCACCCACCAUUCCAACCUGGUGGACCACUGGCGUGUCCACACUGGCGAGAAGCCCUACAUCUGUGCUGAGUGCGGCAAGAGCUUCCGGCUCAGCUCCCACAUCAUCCGACACCGGCGCACCCACGCCAAUGCCAGCUCUGCCAGUGCCAACGGGGCUGACCGCCUGUACAUCUGCAGCCAGUGUGGCAAGGGCUUCCAGGUCGGACCCAGCCACCUGCAGCAGCAAGCCCACCAGGAAGAGGGACCCUAUAGCUGUACUGAGUGCGGCAAUAGCUGCUGGACGUAGAGGGGCAGAGCCUGUUGCAGGGGCAGGGCUCUGCACGUCUCCCCUGCCACUCCAAGCACUUUGUACACCCACAGGUUGUGGGAUCAGUUCCUGUGGGAGGGGCGGGAAUUGGAUCCGGCCGGGGAUGGGGCUUGGAGCACAGCUUGUGGUCCUGCCCCUUGCUCCAGGAACAUGUGCAGGGAGUGUGCCAUCAGCUGCUGGAGGGGGUGGGACUUGGUGCUCAGCCAGCUGCCACGCCCCUAGUUCCAGGGUCCACCUGUGGGAUGAGCUCUCACAGGGGUGGGGUCGGGUUCCCACACAGGGGUGGAGCUCUGCCAGCAGCAGUAGAAGGACCGGCAGUGGUGGCUGGAUGCAGAGAGGGGGCAGGAUUCUGCCCAGUAGGAGGAAGGUGGAGCCCAGCCCCUCUCCCCCAUGGCAGGGAGCCCCCUGCCUCCCAAGCUCCCUCGGUUCUGUGGAAUGCUUCUGCUAGGGUGAGGCAACAGAGCCAUGGAGGGAAUUGUGGGGGGUGAGCAGCUGAGUUGUAAGGUGGGGUCCCCUGUUGUCCAUCUUCCCAUCUGUACUGGAAGGAGCAGACUUGAGGGCGGGGAGCUGAAUUAUGGGGGUGAGGAGUGAGUUGGGGCUAGUGGAGGGGGGAAAUAAGGGUGCCACAAAGUGGGGGGGGGUGGGGGAGAGAACAGAUCCCUCUCCCUUCUGAGCCCAGGCCACACUUCGAUGGGGCUAUGCCAUUGUGACUGAGAAUCAGUGGAAGGGGCUGACUAGGAGGCAAGGACCUCAGAUCUGCUGGCGAGCAGGUGCUGGGGAAUUCAACCCUGUUUCUCUGCCCUCGUGCUGUGGGCUGAGCGCAGAGGGGGGUGAUAUUUUAGGGGAAUCAAUAGACUGGGGUGCAGUUUGGAUCUCCUAGGGGUGACCCGCCUGGGAUCUGAUUCCCCUGCACUGGGGGUCACAAGGGAGCCUAGAAAUUGAUGCCUGGUGGAUUUCUCUGAGGAUGAUUCCCCCAAGGCUGGGUCUGUGGCUGGAGAGCAGAGGGGGGAAAGGAGGGAUGAUGAUGCCCCUGGGGCAGUGUGGGCAUGAAGCUGCCCCCUGGCAUGGAAUCAUGGUGCUGUGCAGAGAACAGGCUGUACUACUUUUGUUUGAGUGGGAAAAAAAUCCUAGCCAGACCCCACUUUGUCUGAGUCAUCUCUGCAGCGCUGAGCUGGGGAAUGCCCUCCGUGCUGGAGCAGGGGCAGAAUGCCCCAGGAUCCACCAUCUCCCGCUCCACCCAGCAGGCAUCAUUAACCCCUGCAGACUCCAUCCCAGGGGUCCGCUGGAGGUUGCUAGUUCUGGACCUUGCUCUCUGCUCCUUCCCCUCUCCUGGGAGCCAGGUGUGGAGUGUGAGGCUGCUGUGAACUGGAGAGCUGCUUCCCAGCAGGCUGCAAAGGCAAGCUUUCACACAGGGAGGGGCAGCCUGGCUCCUCUCUCGGUCACACACACAGUUGCUGAUUCAGGAGCCCAGUGCCAGCCAGGGAAUGUCCCCUCCUGGGCCCGGAGCAGCCAGAGAGAAUUCCCGGAGCCCAGCUAGUCCUACCUGGUUCCCAGCAGGCACUUGGCCAUGCUCUAGUUCCAGGCUAGGUGAUCAGUGUCGCCCCCUAGUGGAUAAACCCUUUCCCUCCUCCCUGCACUUGCCCUCUCCAUCCCCAGAGCAUUCACUGCAGGGAGCAGUAGCAGCCCCAUGGGGCCUAUGUCUAAAGGAGUUGCGGUAGUAGCAGAGAGAAUCAAUCCUUAGUCCAGCCACAGACCUGAAGGGAAAAUUAGGGGCUGGAGGAAUGUAGUAGAGCUUCCACUUGUGUUGUUGUUAGGUAUAUUACAGCAGCAGCUGAAGGUCUGCCUCUUUGUGCUGGGAGCUGUCCAGUAUGCAUUCCAGGUUCUGCACAGGCCCGGAGUGAGGGACAGUCCCUGUCCCAGAGAGCUCCCAGUCUAGAUAAAAGAUGGGUGGGGAAACUGAGGCACAAAGCAGGAAAUGGCUUACCCAAGGUCACACAGCAGGUGAGUGGUAGAGCUGAGGAUAGAGCCCAGGAGUCCUGAUUCCAGCUUCCCUGCCUCCACAACCCAUUGGGCCAAACUCAGCUCUUUCUGGGGUAGCAGAAGAUUGAGGAGAGUUGGAGGGGAGGAAGCCCUUGUGUGGUAGAAGGGGUAACAGAGAAGUGGGAACUAAGUUUAGGACAAUCUCGUGAAACUCAGAUCACCUGGAUUGUUUCUGCCAGUAGAGGGCUUCCUGGGCCAGGGGCUUCCUGUGUUGAUUGUCUGUACAGCUCCUGGCACACUGGGGUCCUGGUACUUGAUCUGGGCUAGCAAGCACUGGUUCAAUACAGAUAAUCAAUAGUAACUAACAAGAUGGCUAGGGCAUGAAUCAGGACAGAUUCAUACUGGCCUCACGUACAAUUUCUGUGUCGCGCACACAGAUGGGGAGUAAGGAACCUGCCUAUUCCUGGCAGUUCCAAACUCUUGGGGAAAAAUUGGUUUGGGGUUGAACUAAACCCAAAAUGUUUUGAUGUUUUCAGCAAAUCAAGAAGUGAAGGGGAGUGGAAAAAACGUUUUGGGUCAAAUAAAAAAGGUUUGUUUUAAUUUUAAA